ACCUACAAGACCUCCAGUUGAUUAUCUUUUUCCAAGAGAUCGUAUUCAAAGAUGUUUCACUUAUUCAUGUUUUACUCAAAAUGGUUAUUUUACUCAUUAGAUGGAGAGAAACAAGACAGGAGAUGGUUAGUUUACUCAAAAUCUAAAGAUAAAAUCUUUUGUUUUUGCUGUAAAUUAUUCACUCAUGAAACAUUUCCUCCUCUAUUGGUAACUACUGGAUAUGGUGAUUGGAGAAAUGCUUCACAUAGGCUGAAAAACCAUGAAACUACUUACAACCAUGUUGUUUGCAUGAGCCGCUGGAUUGAGCUGGAAAUGAGGCUGAAAAAGAGUGAAACUAUUGAUAAGCAUUUGGAGGAGGCAAUUAACAAGGAGAAGAAACAUUGGAGAGAUGUUAUGUUGAGGAUAAUUGCAGUGGUAAAGACUCUAGCAGAAAGAAAUCUAGCCUUUCGUGGAGAUGACGAAAAGGUCAGUGAUCCAAACAGUGGAAACUUCUUGGCUUUUAUUACGAUGAUUGGAGGCUUUGAUGAAGUAAUGAAGGAGCACAUUCGACGGAUUGACAAAGGUGAAACCCAGUACGAUUAUCUUAGUCAUAAGAUUCAGAAUGAGUUGAUAGAAUUACUUGCUAAUGAGAUUAGGAUGGUAAUCUUAAAGAAGAUUCAAGAGGCAAAGUAUUUUUCAAUCAUUUUGGAUACUACUCCUGAUAUUAGUCACAAAGAGCAGAUGACUUUUUUAAUUCGAUGCAUAGAUGUUUCUACGGAUUCACCUAAGGUUGAGGAGUUCUUUUUGUCAUUCUUGGAAAUCAAAGACACAACAGGAGAAGGAAUUUUUACCACUCUUCAAAAUGCAUUGGCUGAUCUUAAGUUAAAUAUUGGUGAUGUAAGAGGACAAGGUUACGACAACGGGUCUAAUAUGAAAGGAAAGCAUAAGGGUGUUCAGAAAAGACUGCUGGAUAUUAAUCCAAGGGCAUUUUACACUCCAUGUGGGUGUCACAGUCUCAAUCUUACUCUUUGUGACAUGGCUUCUUCAACUGAGAAAGCAGUUUCAUUUUUUGGCACUGUGCAAUGUUUAUACAAUCUGUUUUCAUCAACCAACAACUGGGAAGUUUACAGAGAGUUGGUGAAAGGUACUACACUUAAACAAUUAUCACAGACUCGUUGGGAAAGUCGUAUUGCUAGUGUAAAACCAAUAAGGUUUCAAGCUGUAAAGAUACGAGAGGCUUUGUUUUACUUAGCAGAGAACAGUGGUAAUCUUGGACAUCGUAGUGGAGCUGAGUGUCUUGCAGAAAGUGAAACACAUGGAAUAGGAAGAUUUGAGUUCUUGUUUGGCAUGGUAAUUUGGUAUGAUUUGCUUUAUGUUGUCAAUACAGUGAGCAAAUCUUUACAAUCAGAGGAUAUGGAUCUUGAGGCUGCUAUUAUCCAGUUAGGAGGGCUUGUUGGUUACUUGAAAGGGUACAGAGAAACUGGUUUUGAGAAAGCAAAAGCUGAAGCUAUGCAAAUUGCCAUUGACAUGGAGAUCGAACCAACAUUUUCUUCAAAGCCAAAGCGGUUAAUAAAAAGGAAAAAGCAUUUUGGUGAAGAUGCUGAAAAAGUUGAUGAUAAUUACCAGCUAAACGCGGAAGAGAGUUUUAGGAUUGAUUAUUUCAUCAACAUUUUGGAUCAAGCUAUAGUGUCACUUGGGGUUAGAUUUGAGCAGUUUCAGCGGUACGAAGAUAUCUUUGGGUUUUUGUUUGGUUUGAAAAGGCUAAAGUCAGCAAAAGAUGAUGAAUUGAUGAUAUCUUGUGUCAAGCUUGAAGCUUCUCUAGAGCAUGAUGGGCAUUUUGAUGUAGAUGGAAAACACUUGUUUUUGGAACUUUAAUAUCUAAGAGGAAUGUUACCAGAAGAAGUUACAAAGGUGAUCCAGAUGUUGGAAUUUCUA
Messenger RNA from Brassica rapa (field mustard), 1914 nucleotides. RefSeq names its product zinc finger MYM-type protein 1-like. NCBI's taxonomy places the organism in Eukaryota, Viridiplantae, Streptophyta, Magnoliopsida, Brassicales, Brassicaceae. The record is from RefSeq and is a predicted model, not a curated record.